Molecule: messenger RNA, 916 nt
Organism: Malus domestica (apple)
Lineage: Eukaryota; Viridiplantae; Streptophyta; Magnoliopsida; Rosales; Rosaceae
Cellular component (GO): post-mRNA release spliceosomal complex; U2-type spliceosomal complex
Source: RefSeq, a predicted model, not a curated record
UGGUCGGCUGUGUCUUUCUAUUCCAGUCUCCACCUCUUUUGUUUCUCCUCCUUCCUCUCAAAUUCUCAAUUCUUCCAUUCCAUUCCACAGUGACAGUGUUAACAGUGCAUUGCAGCGCCGCAGACGACGAGUCCGGGGCCUUCUCUUCGUCUUCUCCGGUGAAGCAAUGGCCGUUGAAGAGGACUCCGUUGAACAAGUACUUGCAGCGCGUCAAGAGAGGCUAAGAGCUCUUAAAGCUGCUCAGGAACUGUUAAACACUCCAGAUGAGGAUUCCGCUCAAGCUCACGAUAACACUAAUGAAAACAAUGCAAUUAGUGACGAAGCUAAUGCCAACAUGAAAUUCCGAAAUUAUGUUCCUCAUGAUAAGCAGCUUCAGGGGGGAAAGCUUGUUCCACCGGUGCUGCCAAAGUUUGAAGACCCUGUUGCAGCAGUACCUCCUCUAUCAGAGAAGAAAGAGGACCCAUUUGUGAAUAUUGCUCCUAAAAAACCAAACUGGGAACUUCGCAGGGAUGUGCAGAAGAGGCUUGAUAAGCUUGAAAAGCGAACACAAAAGGCAAUGCUUAAACUUAUGGCAGGGGAACAAGAGAAGCAAAAGCAAUUGGAUAGAGAUGGCGGAAAUGGUGGAGAAGACUAGAAUUGACUUUUCCUGACCCUGGCACCUGAAAAACAAAAAGGGGAAAAGGAGAAAAAAUCACAUAAGCUCUUCGAGUUAAACAUCAGACCUUCCCCGCUCACUUUUAAACAUGUUGAAUAGAGAUUUGUACCUGUUUGCAAGUAGUGACUUGGAAAUCUGCUUCUUUUAGCUUUAUUAUUGAUGAUAAACUCUGAGUUCUGCAUUUGUUGAAACUGAAUGUAUUCUUGGUAUUUUCGCCAAACAACGAAAAUGGUGUCAAUAGACUCCAUACAAACAUCCACA